Messenger RNA from Scaptodrosophila lebanonensis, 1759 nucleotides. RefSeq lists its product as uncharacterized. Gene Ontology annotation, biological process: maturation of 5.8S rRNA; maturation of LSU-rRNA. The record is from RefSeq and is a predicted model, not a curated record. Gene Ontology annotation, molecular function: endonuclease activity. Gene Ontology annotation, cellular component: preribosome, large subunit precursor; Las1 complex. Bases 26 to 1669 code for a protein of 547 amino acids. The transcript is spliced from 5 exons. Lineage: Eukaryota; Metazoa; Arthropoda; Insecta; Diptera; Drosophilidae.
CGCUUAAUAAUUUCAACAAACUACAAUGGCUGUGGUAAAAAAAGUGAAAACUAAUCACACGCUAAAAACGAAAAAUGCUAAAUUAGAAAAACAAAAAGUUCCGAAAGCGUUAGUAGAGGCCACUGUUGAUACAAAAAAGCGCACUAUUGUGACCCCAUGGCGGGACACAACGGAAUUCAAUACAGUCUACAACUGUUUGUUCUCGAAAACCACAACACCAUCAAGUCUUCGGAAGGCUUUAAGUCAUAUGCGAGUGUGGAAUUUGCGACGUGGGCGUUUUUGCCCGGCAGCCGUACUCGGAACAAGUGUCCUGGUUGAGGCUCAACUGCAGGACACACAGGGAAAUGCCAAUAUACAGACCAUAUACGCCAGUGCCUUCACACGUUUUUACAACUUUAUGUCGUCCAUUAUGCAGGGCUACAAUAUGAUCACAAUGUAUAAAACAGCACACCAACUGGGACUGGAAUCUUUUGUUGUUGACUUGAGACAUUUGUGCGCUCACGGUCAGGACCUACCGCCCAUCGAUGUGCUGCGCAACACAGCGGCAUAUUGCUUGGAGUGGUUGCAGAGCUACUACUGGGCUCCUCAUCACGGCACCUUGCAGGAUUUGGAUGCAAAGAAGUUGCAACGAAAGGAUAAAAUGAAAUUUGAGACUCAAGUGACCGAACUGUUCGCAAUGUACGAUCUGACCUUGGAGUGUCAUCUACGUGGAGCCAAGAAACUCAAAGACGUUAGCAAGAUGAAGUCAAGCGCAGAGUUUAAUAAAUUGCGUGUGUAUUGCUCCCAGAAUAAACUGAAAAUAAUACGUGAAGUACUCGCUGCAGUGGUCAACGAUUUGACGGCUAUUGUCAAACGAGAAUCUAUCAAGGCUCUGCUGGAUAUUUAUAUUGCGAGUAUGUUUAAAAUGAAGUAUUUUUUCGUUGCUCACGUGUGGAAAAAUGAGGGCGAGGAGCUGCUGAUUGAAGCAACACAAGGCUUCUUUCGGAUGCUGGCAAAGCAAGGAUUAAUCGAAAAGGUGUUUGUUGCGUUUGUCCAAUUGACGGAGAAUACAAAUGCAGAGGAAUCGAAACGACAAGGAGCCAGCUACUGGGGUUACAAGCUAACUGAGACUUUUUCGAUGCUGAGUCGAAUGAAGCGCAUGUAUAAAGAGGAACUUGAUUUGAACAGUAAAUUCAAAGCAACCGAUUUCUCAACGCUUAACUCUUCAGUGCAAUCAAAAACAAUGCGCACACUUAUCAUACAUUCUGGUGUAGAUCAGUCGCGAACUAUCAUUUUCGGCGACAGCACGAAAAAACCAAAGACUUGGGUAUUUGAACGUGACUUUAUUAAGAGUCGUUUAGGUCUAUUGAACAAAUACUCGAAACCCAUAGUAGAAGGUUUGCUUCAUUUAGCCGAACCUCCAUUUGGUGAAGAUAAGAUCGAUGAGUUGAAAUUAUUGUGCCAAAUACGAACAAAACACGAGGAUGAAGAUCAAUCCCUGCUUUCGGAUCAGGCAGCUAGAGAAAAUUGUGAAGUAGAUGACUUGGAAAAGUUAAUAUCUAGUAUACAAAAAAAUAAGGAUGCAGAUAGUGAUGCAGAAGAUACAAACUUUGGUAUUUGGACGAUUGACAAUUCCGUCGAUUGGUCCACAUGUGCGUUGGGAGUGCUGCCGUGGGCACAAAAUUGUUGAAAUGUAAUCAAAACUGAAAUGUGUCUGAAUUUGUAAAUGUAAAUAAAAUUUUACAAUUAAGUACAAUAAUCACAAAUCGCUACGCGCCCA